This is a messenger RNA of Helianthus annuus (common sunflower), 1709 nucleotides long. RefSeq names its product cyclin-H1-1. Bases 415 to 1374 code for a protein of 319 amino acids. The record is from RefSeq and is a predicted model, not a curated record. NCBI's taxonomy places the organism in Eukaryota, Viridiplantae, Streptophyta, Magnoliopsida, Asterales, Asteraceae. Gene Ontology annotation, molecular function: cyclin-dependent protein serine/threonine kinase regulator activity. Gene Ontology annotation, biological process: regulation of cyclin-dependent protein serine/threonine kinase activity; regulation of transcription by RNA polymerase II. The transcript is spliced from 16 exons. Gene Ontology annotation, cellular component: transcription factor TFIIK complex; nucleus.
UCCGGAUCGAUCCAUUAAUAUCCUGCACUACUGCAGUGCUCUCAAAGGUCCAAACCCUAAAUUUUGAAAGCAAUCUAGCCUCUUCUCUCCAAAAGUCCAAAGUCGUCACGAUUCAGCGAUCAUCUUCACAAUUAUCAUCGUUCUUCAUUCAAUCACAGAUACACAACAAUCACCAAGACUCAAGAAGAAAAGAGACUUGUCUCUCUCCGCCGCGCUCCGAUUCUCCCACCCAAUCUCGGUUUACAUCACUCCAUACUCAAAUCACUUGCUCAUAUCUACAUCUAUUCAAAAUUAGGUUGAAGUGUUGAUGAAGGGCUUGUAGAUGAUAUUCAAGUUUUGAUUUUUAACUCUUGGUGGUAGCAACUUAUAGCCAUUUUUGUCUGACUGAAUUAUUAUAAGUUAUCUGUUCUAGCCAUGGCGGAUUUUUUAACUUCUACGCACCGGGCGAAGUGGAUCUUCACUCCCCAUGAAUUGAAAGAUAAGUAUAAGGCUGCUAAUCAUAGAGCAAAACAGAUGCUUGAGAAGUAUGGAGCAACAAGGGUGGAUGUUGAUCUUGAUGGCUCAUUGGCAUAUCCCGAGCUUCAAAGUGACGUAAAGGAAAACGCGGAGAAGCAUUCUCGUACAAAACCUCUUAAGAUAGACGAGGAACAACUUUUGCGUGCGUUUUACGAGUUCAAAAUUCAAGACGUGUGUGAUGCCUUCAAAUUCCCUCGGAAAAUACAGGCAACGGCUCUUAUAUAUUUCAAAAGGUUCUACCUACAAUGGUCAGUGAUGGAACAUCAUCCAAAAGACAUCAUGUUGACUUGCAUAUAUACAGCCUGUAAAGCAGAAGAAAACCACGUAUCAGCCGAAGAGCUUGGUAAGGGGAUCGAUCAGGAUCAUCAAGUGAUUCUCAAUAACGAGAUGAUUGUUCUACAGUCUCUCGGAUUUGAUCUUAUUGUCUAUUCACCCUACCGCUCCAUUGACGGUUUUAUCAACGAUAUGGAGGAUUUUAUCUACUCAAACAACGGUCAACUUCAAUAUCUGAAGGAUUUACACGAGACCGCUAAGAUGGUAGCUGAUAAGACGAUGCGAACAGAGGCGUCUCUUUUGUUUUCUCCUGGUCAGCUGGCGUUGGCUGCUCUGCGUAGAGCGAACGAGGAGUACCCGGUUGUUAACUUUGAAAGAUACCUGAACAGCGUUCUUUCUCGUCAGCAUCCAGCACGACCCGUUCCUGAGCUCACAAAAUAUCUAGAUGCUAUUGACCAGAUGGUAAAUAAUCUUGUUACACCUACUGCGGCGGAUAUGAAGCACAUUGACCGGAAGCUAAAAUAUUGUCGGGAUCCAGGAUCACAUGAAAAGAGUAAGAAACGAAAGCAUAGGUCAAAAGACUGACUAUCUGGAUGGAGCUUCAAAUUUUGGGUGCAGAGAAGGGUUAUCGAUUUUUUUUCCGUUAUACUAUUACUAUAGAGUAUGAUAUAUUUAUGUUUCAUCAUUUCUGAAAAGAGACUAUGAACCUUUUGUUUUGGGUUGGUAUGGUUUUUUUUUUCUUCUUUCAAGUAACCAAACAGCCUCCAGCCAGUGGCAAUUAUGCUGUUGGUUUCACUUAGAAAAAAAGUGCUAUUAUGUUAAUUGUUAAGAAUACUGCUGUUGUUUAAAUUCAAAGAACUUGAGCUCGAUUUUUUUCAAGCUUUAUGUCUAAAGCUCGAGCUUGGAUUAUUUAUUAAGAA